UGGUGCGCGGGGAAUUUCAGCAAAAUGUUUAGUUAAUGGUUUAUUAAAUUAGUUUAAUUAAAAUGAAAGUGUUAAAAUAAAAGAAUAAUAUAAGUACCUCAGCAGAAUAAAAUGAAUUGUGGUUGUGUCAACAUUAAAAAUAGCUUUUAACAAAAGAAAAAAAAAAUGAUGGAACAAUUAGAAUAUUUUCAAAAAAUUACCAUUAGCACAUAAAAAUUAAAAAUAAGAUUAGAUGCUACUGGAAAUUAUACUUAAAUACCAUUUUCAACAAAAGGUUGUGUGUUAAUUUGAAUUAGAAAAAAAUUUGAAAAACCAAGCAAAAGUUUUUAGACGUAGAAAUGUCCAGUAAUGACUGCAGUAAAUCAAUUACGCUUAUAAUUAUAUAAAAAAUAUUUUUAAUCAAAAUUUUCAUUCAAUUGGCUUACACUGGAAUAUUAUAAUAAUUUUUAUGUUCAUCAACUCCUAAACACAUAUAAGUGAAACAUGUUGAAUGUUAAGGAAAUCUUUACUAAUUUAAAACUUCAACGAAGAAUUGGCCAAACAAAAUUUAUUUCAUCGGCUUUACCUUUAAAUAACACAUUAAUUAAAACUCCACAAACUUCAUUUAAAAAACGUAAUAAUUUUGGAAUAUAUAGAAAUAAUAGAAAUAUCCAAGAAAAUCAAGAAGAAAUUGCACCAGGUUUAAUGCAGCUGAUAACAUUCAAUGAAAAACUUCACAACAGAGAAUUUUUCCUUUCUAAAAUUUUGAAAGCUAUUUUGAAUAUUUAUAGAAGCAAGCUAAUUACUACCAUAAAACCAUACCGAAACCAGAUUAAACAAAAUCAACGACUACACCAUAAUAUAAAAGCUUCAAUGAUAACAAAUGAAUUUGCUGCUACAUAUAAUCUUUUGAUAUGUCAAAACAAUGUUGAUACAAACACAAGUAAAUUUUCACGAUAUUUUGACAGUGAUUUUUUUACGUUAAAAGCUGAAAGUUGUGCAAAUCUUUUAAGCAAUUUCAUCACAGAAUUUAUAAAUAAUAUAAAUUGUUUUCAAAAUUAUUUUAGUUUCAAUUUAAAUAUAGUAUUGAACGGCAACAACAGAGAAAAUUUGGAAAAAGAUCCGGCAAUAAUAUUAGCUGAAAAUAUUAAUAAUUCUAGAAAUAUUAAUAAAAUUUAUAGUGCAAAUAUUUUUGGUGCUAAUCUCAUUAGUAAAUGUUUAAGAUUUAAUAAAAAUAUAGUAAAUUUUUUCAAAGGUGAUAGCAAUAGCAAAAGUUUAAAUAUAAAAAAUAUGUCUAAAGUUGCAACUGAAAAACCUCCAAUUGAUAUUUCGAAAGGAAAUACAAAUAAUACUAAUUCAAAGGAAACAUCAUUAUCUAUUGAUCAAGAUAUGUCAACAUCAUCAUCUACAUCGUCAGGAAAUAAUACAAACAAUGGAAAUAGUAAUUUAGAAAAACCAGAAAAAGGCUCCUGUUUUACAGCAAGCUUGGGUGAUAUAAUAAAAUUUUUAGAACUUGUUGGUGGUUUAAAACACACCAAACGUACUGGUUUUGUAUUACGUGAUGUUAAAAAUUGUGAAUCAAUUUCCGGUCAUAUGUAUCGUAUGGCAAUGAUGACAUUCCUAUUAGAUGGUACCGAAGGAUUAAAUCAAACAAAAUGUAUGGAAUUAGCAUUGGUACAUGAUUUAGCUGAAUGUAUUGUUGGUGAUUUAACACCAUUCUGUGGUGUUACUAAAGAGGAUAAAAAACGAAUGGAAAUGGAAGCUAUGGAAAAAAUUUGUAAAUUAAUUGAACCAAGAGGCAAAAGAAUGUGGGAACUAUUUGUGGAAUACGAAAGUGGUGAAUCACCUGAAUCAAAAUUUGUUAAAGAUUUAGAUCGUCUUGAUAUGGUUUUACAAGCUUUCGAAUAUGAAAAACGUGAUAAUUGCCUAAUGAAACAUCAAGAGUUUUUUGAUUCAACAGAUGGAAAAUUUGAGCAUAGUUUCGUUAAAAAAUUAGUUAAGGAAAUUUAUGAUCAACGUAAUAAAUUAGCAAAUGAAACAGGUUGUACACCAGAUAUGUAUCCUCAACCAACAUUUUUACAUCAAAAUGGUCAUCAUCAAAAUGGUUUAUCAAAUGUUGUUAACGGUGAAAUACAAACACCAGUUUUAACAACAUCAAGUACAACAAAUUCUUCAUCUUCACCAACAACAUCAUCAUCGACAACAACGGAUUUGGACCAGCAAAAAGCAACUAAUGGACGAUGAUAAAUUUUUGUAUAAUAAAUAUUUGUAUGUACAUAUAUGUAUAUAUAUAUACAAAUAUAUAUAUAUAUGUAUAUAUACCUCUAUAUUAUUUAAUAUUUAUAUACAAAUUAUGUGUAUUAAUAACGAAAUAAUAACGUUAUAAGAAAAAAAAAUUUAUUACCAAAUUAUGAAUUCAAAAAAAAAAUAUGCGAAUUAAUAUUUAUAAUUUAUUUAUUAAAUUUAUAGCUAAAUGAAUUUUAAUUUGAAAAAUAUAAUUUUGUUUUAAAAUUUUAUGCAAAAAAAUUAAAAAAAAAAGUAUAAAUUUUUACAUUUCAAUACUUUAAUUAAAUUUUGUAAUUAAAAUAAAAUUUCUAAAGUCAUAAAUGCUAUUGCUCUUACAGUCACUUAUUGAUUUAAAAACUUUCUAUUAAAAAUAUUAAUAUUCCGGAAAUAAUUAAUAUUAAGAAUAAUGAACCUCAAAAAUCAAAAUAAUUAUUUUCACAGUUUUCAAUUAAAGAUUUUAUUAUGUCACCAUUAAAUUUUAUUUAAUUCUCAAUUAAAUUAAGCCGAGAUCAAAUUAAGGAUGGCAAACACUAAACAAAAAGAGGCAAGCAAGCUACGUUACUUAAAAUAAAAAGAAACCAACAUUCAAAUUAAAAAAAAAAUAUACUUAUAUACUUACUACUAUACGUUUUCGUUCUUUAUGUUUUGUAAAAUAUUUUCUUCUUCACAAUAUCAAAAUUUUUAGGCAGAAAAAAAGUAAAAUAAUUUCAAAAAAUAAAGUAAUAACGCUUCAAGUAAAGAUUUUUGAAUAAAUGAAAAUUAUAUUUUAUUAUAAAAUUAUUUACGAAAAAAUAAAACUAAAAAAAAAAACAAAAUGCGAAAAAUAUUAGAAUAAAUAGAAAAAAUGAAUAAAUAUUUAAUUUUAAAUAAAUAAAAAUUU
Molecule: messenger RNA, 3145 nt
Organism: Condylostylus longicornis
Lineage: Eukaryota; Metazoa; Arthropoda; Insecta; Diptera; Dolichopodidae
Product: myb-like protein D
Exons: 3
Coding region: 484-2223 (579 amino acids)
Cellular component (GO): cytoplasm
Molecular function (GO): 5'-deoxynucleotidase activity
Source: RefSeq, a predicted model, not a curated record